CAGCGGGUCGGGAUCCCGGCCCCGGCAGCAGCGGGCCAGGCGCUGAGCUGCCCCUGCACAGCCCUCGCCUCCCCGCUGCGCUCUGCCCUGCGCUCAGCCAGCCCGGCGGAGCCCGCACGGCCCCACCCAAACACCCCGAGAUGGCACAAGGCGGGCGCGACCCCCGGCCCGGGGACCUGAUCGAGAUCGACCGGCCAGGUUACCAGCACUGGGCCCUCUACGUGGGGCGUGGAUAUGUCAUCCACGUGACAGAUGAAGGAGCCACAUCCCUUACGCUUAGCAGCUCUUCCAUACGCGCCACAACAGCCAAGGUGAAGAAGCAGCUCCUGAAGGAGGUCGUGGGAAAUGAUGAAUGGCGUGUGAACAACAAGUAUGACCGCUACUACACUCCUUUCGCUGUGGAGAAGAUCAUCCAGCGUGCUAAGCAAUGGAUUGGUAGGGAGGUGCCAUAUGAUGUGCUUAACAGAAACUGUGAGCACUUUGUGACAGAGCUCCGCUAUGGAGUAGGAGUCUCUGAGCAGUCUAUUUUGCAGAAGAUGACUUUUGUAGGUGGUAAAAUACCCACUCCUGAUACGAGAUAUGGCAAGGACUACCCCAACCCUGGGGACCUGAUUGACAUCAAAAAGGGAAGUUAUGAGCACUGGGCCCUGUACAUGGGGGAUGGAUAUGUCAUCCAUAUGACACCUCUAGAUGAAAAUGCUGCACCCUCGUCAGCCAGCAGUGAGACAAUACCCAUCAGAAAGGUCAAGGCUACAAAGGAGCUCCUGAAGGAGGUGGUGGGAAAUGAUGACUGGGCUGUCAACAACAAGUGUGAUGGUUACCGCACGCCUCUGCCCGUGGAGGAGAUCAUCCGGCGUGCUGAGGAACAGAUUGGUGAGGAGGUGCAGUAUGAUGAGCUUGGCAUGUACUCUGAGGAUUUUGUGAAAAGUCUCCGGUAUGGUGGCCAGAUGACAAGGUCAAUAUCUGAUUGUCCCAAACCUGGGGAUCUGAUCGAGAUCUAUCGGCCAGGGUACCAGCACUGGGCCCUCUACCUGUGGAGUGGAUAUGUCAUCCAUGUGACAGCUGUAGAUGGAAAUACUUCAUCCUUGUCAGCCAGCAGCGUGACAAUAAUCACUAAGAGAGCGAAGGUGGCUAAGGAGCCCCUGGAGAAGGUGGUGGGAAAUGAUACAUGGCAUGUCAACAACAAUAAUGACCGCUUCCGAACUCCCCGCCCCAUUGGGGUAAUCAUCCAGCAUGCUAUGGAAUGGAUAGACAAGAAAUGGCGAUAUGAAUUGCUUUACAGCAACUGUGAGCACUUUGUGACCAUGCUUCGCUAUGGAGAUGGAAUCUCUUGGCAGGCCAUAAAUACACGUUUGGUUCCAGAAGUCAUAAGCACAGUAUUUGUAAAAAAGACUAAGUCUGGGGACUCAGUCAGGUGAGAGAUAAAGUACUACUGAUGGGGUGUCAGGAAGAGCUCAGACCAAGAAAGGCAGAGUCCCUGGCCACAGCAGCCACUGGCCAGCUUUUGCUACACAAUGUGCCAUCAAUGGCAGUGCCAUCAAGUUCCUAGCAACUUUGCCACCCUUGCUGUAAACAUUAUACAAUCCUUAAUAAAAUAUCUGCAUUACAAAAUCA
Messenger RNA from Passer montanus (Eurasian tree sparrow), 1614 nucleotides. RefSeq lists its product as uncharacterized. Gene Ontology annotation, molecular function: glycerophospholipid phospholipase A1 activity; A2-type glycerophospholipase activity. Gene Ontology annotation, biological process: N-acylphosphatidylethanolamine metabolic process. The transcript has 8 exons. The record is from RefSeq and is a predicted model, not a curated record. Gene Ontology annotation, cellular component: cytoplasm. Bases 141 to 1418 code for a protein of 425 amino acids. Lineage: Eukaryota; Metazoa; Chordata; Aves; Passeriformes; Passeridae.